UGAUCCAACCGCUUGUACAUUCAAUCAAAACCAAUUCCAACACCAAAAAUAAAUCGUUUUGCAUUAGCCCGUACGCAACUGAAGGAACUUUCAAAAUACGUAAUUUGCUGUAUUUGUGCUAAAUCUCUACCCAGGGGCUGUGUACACGAAGCUAGCCUACAGACCGGCCGUGCGAUUGGUUCUGAUCGUUGGUAGUACGACUCGACAGUGCGAUAAGCAAGACCAGAGCAAGCACAACGUUCUGCACAAACAUGGCCACACUAGCUUCGUUGUCGAAAUUUUGUACAUAUCUCGCAAAGCCCACGAUUCAAACGUGCUUCCGAGUUCCUAAGCGUAACCUGAAUCUGUUGGAGUACCAAAGCAAGAAGCUGUUGGAAGAGAGCGGAGUGGCGAUACAAAACUUUCGCAUACUGGAAGGCAAAAAGGAUGCUGAUGUGUUGAAAGAUUUCAAUGUGAACGAGUACGUUGUGAAAGCACAAAUCUUGGCAGGCGGCCGUGGCAAAGGUCACUUCGAUAAUGGUUUCAAAGGUGGCGUACACAUCACGAAGGACCGCUCGGAAGUUAUCCCGUUGGUGGAGAAAAUGGUUGGCCACAAGCUCAUAACGAAACAAACGCCUAAAGACGGUAUCCUGGUGAAAAAGGUGAUGGUGGCUGACAGCAUCAACAUUGUGCGAGAAACGUACCUUUCGAUCGUGAUGGAUCGGGAACAUAAUGGCCCGGUGCUGAUCGCUUCUCCGGACGGUGGUAUGGACAUUGAGGCAGUUGCGGAAGACACGCCCGAACGCAUCAAAACAAUGCCGAUCAGCAUAACCAAUGGAAUCUCGCGACAGCAGGCUGUCGAUGUUGCCCGGUUUCUUGACUUUAAGGGUGCGCUCAUCGAGAAAGCGGCGGACGAAAUCAUGAAGCUAUACGGUCUGUUCACUAAGGUGGACGCGGUACAAAUUGAAAUUAACCCACUCGCAGAAACGGACGACGGACGGGUUAUUUCGGUUGACGCAAAACUCAACUUCGACGAUAACGCCCAGUUCCGACAGAAAGACAUUUUCGCAAUGGAAGUACACGAAGACACCGAUCCGAAGGAGAUCGAGGCGUCCAAGUACAACCUCAACUAUAUCGCGAUGGAAGGCAACAUCGGUUGCCUCGUCAAUGGGGCCGGGCUUGCGAUGGCCACCAUGGACAUAAUCAAGCUGAACGGUGGUACGCCGGCCAACUUCCUGGACGUCGGAGGAAACGUAAAGGAGGACCAGGUUCUGAAGGCAUUCCAAAUUCUUACCUCGGAUGCGAACGUGAAAGCGAUUUUGGUGAACGUGUUCGGUGGCAUCGUUAACUGUGCUACGAUCGCUAACGGUAUCGUGAACGCCACGAAAACAAUGAAUCUACAGGUGCCACUGAUUGUUCGGCUGGAGGGCACGAACGUGAAGGCGGCAAAAAAGAUUUUGGAACAGUCCGGACUGAAGAUUGAGUCUGCUUACGAUCUUGACGAGGCAGCAAAGAAAGCGGUUCAAUCCAUUUGAACGAUCUGACUAUAGAUCGGAUGAGAUAGGGGAAAAUAUAAACCAACCAGUCUUCCGAAUAGACCUUUUCGUUUAACACAAGAAAGGCGUCGUCGGAAAUGUUCUGUUUAAAGAGCAAUGUGUGUUGAAUGGGGUGGUGCUUGCGAAACAAACAUGUGUGUUGCACUUUUUUUAGUGGAAAUAAAUUCUUUUUACAAAAAAAAGCAUAGGUA
Molecule: messenger RNA, 1726 nt
Organism: Anopheles funestus (African malaria mosquito)
Lineage: Eukaryota; Metazoa; Arthropoda; Insecta; Diptera; Culicidae
Gene: ScsbetaG
Product: succinate--CoA ligase [GDP-forming] subunit beta, mitochondrial
Exons: 5
Coding region: 252-1514 (420 amino acids)
Biological process (GO): tricarboxylic acid cycle; succinyl-CoA metabolic process
Cellular component (GO): succinate-CoA ligase complex; mitochondrion
Molecular function (GO): succinate-CoA ligase (GDP-forming) activity; ATP binding
Source: RefSeq, a predicted model, not a curated record